This is a messenger RNA of Dujonia railenensis, 1908 nucleotides long. The record is from the annotation of a GenBank genome assembly. NCBI's taxonomy places the organism in Eukaryota, Fungi, Ascomycota, Pichiomycetes, Serinales, Debaryomycetaceae.
AUGAUUGGGCGUAUAAAGCCGAUUAGUAUCCUGAUUGAAUCAAGGAGAAGUCUAUUUUCGAAGUUUAAAAAUGCUGCGAAGACAGUUGAAGAUUUUAAGAAAGAUGAUACUUUCCAUCAUGAAUACUCCAUUAGGCCAGAUACUUUCGCUUUUAAGGUGUCUGGUAAAAACGAAAUGAGUAGAUCUCUUACAACCAGAAAGCCGAGGAAUGAUAAAGAUGCAGCUCCUAAGGAAGAUGAGCAUUUAAUUGGUCGCCAUCCCUUCCAAAAAAAAGUUGCAUCUAAUAAACCUGGCUUCAAUGUAGUCGACUUUGUAUAUAGAAAUGCUACAAAUUAUCCAUUUGCAGACAAAACCCCACAAGAAGUAUUUAACUCCUUUCCUCUGAUUAAUUCUAAAAGGUUGGGACAAAGAAAAGUACGCCCUCAAAAAGUGAAAAUGCUCACUUCAGAUUUCAUUGAAGACUCAUUGUACAACCCACACUAUGGGUAUUUCUCGAAAGAGGUCGAAAUUUUCCACCAAGAUAAACCAUUUGAUUAUAACAAUAUUGACGACGUGGAUGAUUUUAUGGAUCAUUGGCAGAAAGCAUAUGCAAAGUAUGAAGACCCAAAGGUAAAAGAUGCCAAAAGACAAAAUGCUGAGAGGAGUGAUAGAAGUUCAAGUAAGGCAGCUGCAAACUAUGUAGCAUCUGAAGCAAUUGCAAGGGAAGCUGCUGCAGCAACUAACACGAAUUCAAAGUUUGCUAAAAGAGCACAUAAAAUUCAAGAAAAGGAGCUUAUACAGUCUGCUCAAUUCCAACAAACGAAAAAUUCGAUGCAAUUAUGGCAUACGCCAACCGAACUUUUCUCUCCUUACUAUGGUGAAGCAUUGGCAAGAUAUUUACUUGUAAACUAUAAACUAAAGGGCGACUAUCCAUACCAUGACCUUAUCAUAUAUGAGAUGGGUGGUGGUAAUGGUACACUCAUGUGUAACGUUCUCAACUAUAUCAAAGUAAAUGAACCUGACGUGUACGCAAGAACUAAGUAUAAGAUUAUCGAAAUCUCAAACCAGUUGGCUACAAAGCAAUUCAAUCACGCAAUUUCUGCUAAGCUUAUCCUGCAAGGAUUAGAUACCCUGAAAGUUGAGAUCAUAAAUAAGUCCAUUUUCCAGUGGGAUACCGUAGUCAGUGAGCCCUGUUUCUUCAUAGCAUUAGAAGUAUUUGAUAACUUUCUGCAUGACUUAAUCAGAUAUGACAAUACUACUGGUGAACCUUACCAGGGACACGUAUUGAUUGAUGAGCAUGGGGAUUUUUAUGAAUUCUUCACUCCAGAAUUGAGUCCUUAUUCUAACGCCUUCUUACAAUUGCGUGAAAAUGGGAAGCAUCUGGUUUUACAGAGCUCAACAACUACUGCAGGAAAAUUACAAACUUUAAAAAGUUUAGUUCCAAUUUUAACUGACAAAGAUGCAAUUCAUCCGUUACUUCAAUCAUCUCUGAAAUUGCGUUGGAAGCAUACCCUCUUACCCUUCAAAGAUAAUUUAACUCCAGGAGAAUUCAUCCCUACAAGACUUUUGGAAUUUUUCCAGAUCUUGAAACAUAAGUUUCCCCAGCAUCUGUUAUUGUGCCUGGACUUCCAUUACUUACCAAAGGCUAUUCCUGGCUACUUUAAUGGACCGGUAGUUCAAACUGUUCUACAAGAUACGAUGGUUGAUGUAAGUACCUACAUGUGCCUACAGGGAUAUUUCGAUAUCAUGUUCCCUACAGAUUUCCAAUUAGCAAGCGAAAUUUAUAAGCAGGUUACAGGUAAAGUAGCUAGGGUCGAGCUGCAUAAAGAAUUUUUGGAAGAAUGGUCAGAGGUGGAAAUGACAGAGACUAAAAAGGGUGAGAACCCAAUGCUUGAUUUCUAUGGAAAUGUAAGCUUUAUGUCACUGUAG